CUUCCAGAAUCCCUGAGGAUGACAUCAGGUUGAGAAAAAACACAGACCAAAACUGUGCCAAUUUCUUGGAGCCAGCUACUGUGCUUGCUACACAGGAAGAGAAAAUGGAAAUUGAAGUUCCAGUUUCUGAACAUAAAAGCAUCACCACAGUGGCUUCACCACACCCCAUAGACAAUCCAACCCACUUCUUUUCCCCUGCUGCCAGCCACAAUGGACUUAAGGACAGGCACGAAUCUCUGGACAGUGAAGUUGCUAAAGAGAUCAGAUACCUAGAUGAAGUGCUGGAGGCAAAUUGCUGCGAUUCUGCUGCAGAUAAUACCUUUAAUGGGACAUCCUCCCCUGAACCAAGUGCAGUCUCCAUUAUGGAUGGCUCAGGAGCAUCUGUGAAUGUCAAAAAUGAUUCAGUACCCAGUGAAAGGGAAGAAAAAGUAGCCGACAAGCAGGCACCCUUGGUAGUUGAAACAUAUGAAGCUAACAUGACAGAGGAGAACCUGAAAUCUAAUGGCCAUCCCUUGGGUGGAUUGAAAGAAGAUGCUAGGGAGAGUCUGAAGGUGCCAGGAAGUCCGACUUCUUCAAACAGUUCUAGAAGAUCCUCUAAGGAUGGAGAAACAACUCUUACAACUCUUAAAAAAGAGGCUAAGUUUGAACUACGAGCCUUCCAUGAAGACAAAAAGCCCUCAAAGCUCUUUGAAGAUGAGGAAGAGAAGGAAAAAUACAGGGUCCGCAAAGUGAGACCAUCAGAGGAAAUGAUGGAACUUGAAAAGGAAAGAAGGGAACUCAUUAAAAGCCAGGCUGUCAAGAAAAACCCCAGCAUUGCCGCCAAAUGGUGGAACCCUCCACAAGAGAAGACCCUGGAGGAUCAACUGGAUGAAGAGCAUCUGGAGUCCCACAAGAAGUACAAAGAGCGUAAGGAGAGACAGCAGCAGCAAGGUGCAGCACCAACAUCCCCCAAGCAGGUCAGCUGCUCUUUUGUACCACCAGAACCAGUCAACAUCAAGAAAGAAGAUAUUGUCACAGAGCAAAUUGACUUCUCAGCUGCCAGAAAGCAGUUCCAGCUAAUGGAACAUUCAGGUCCAUCUCAGGGUCAGGCCCCACCGAGGCGGUCAGGAACACCCAAAAUGUUCUCCAUCAAACCCUUCUACAAAAGCCUAAAUUCUCCACAUGUAGACAGGCCACUGUCCUCCAUAACAAGACCUGUUUCAGUGUGUGGGCAAACAGGACAGCUUGAGGAUAACAAUGCCACUGUUGUCAAAGCACAGAAGGUCUCCUGUACCUCAGAAGAUGAUAUAAGCACUCAGACUACCACUGCUGACCCAGUAAGAGAGUUACUAGGCAGUGACAGCCCCAGAGCUGGACAGGCCUCAAAACUGUGGGCAGAGGAUGGAGAAUUCAUGAGUGCGAGAGCGGUCUUCACAGUGGUGAAGGAUGAUGGACAGGGUGUGCUGGACCAGUUCCCUAAGCCAACUAGCGCAUCUUCCCCUCCAGAAGAGCUUGACUCUGGUUUGGAUGACUUAUCUAUCAGGUCUCAGGAUACCACCGUCUUGGAGACCCUUUCCAAUGACUUCAGCAUGGAUAACAUCAGUGACAGUGGUGCAUCCAAUGAGACCAUGAGCGCCCUUCAGGAAAGCUCCCUGGCUGAUUUCUCCCUGCCGCAGACCCCACAGGCCGACACUCCGGCGGAGUGCAGGGGCGAAGGCAUCACCAAGUCGUUCAGUGACCCAGGCUGUGACUCGCCCUCCUCUGCCUUGGCUGACUCCAUGCUGAUUGACGACCAGCUGGAGUACCACGCUGGCCUGCUAGUUCAAAAUGCCAUCCAACAAGCCAUAGCUGAGCAGGUGGAUAGAGCAAACUGCAAAGAAGAAGAAGUCCCAGCAGAGAAGGAGAUCUUGCUGAAAGAGCAGCCAGUCACCACCGGGCCAGCUCCAGCCUCCGAAGAGCAGCAGAACCCAAUGUUUCAGCCACCCCAGGUGUCUUCACCUGUUCAAGAAAAAAGGGACACCAUACCAAAGACUUCAAAAGAGGAAGACUCAGGACUCAGGGAAGAGAAGCAGUCAUCAGUGUACUCAGCCAGUCAGCCGUUCCUUGUGGAGGAAAACAGGCACGAAGUCAGCUAUUUCAGCAAGUAUUCAGAGGCAGCUGAGCUGAGGAGCACUGCCUCCAUCCUGGCCACGCAGGAUUCUGAAGUGAGCGUGGGCCCUUUCAAGUUACGGUCGAGGAAGCAGAGGACUUUGUCAAUGAUAGAAGAAGAGAUCAGAGCUGCCCAGGAACGAGAAGAGGAGCUGAAGAGGCAGCGGCAAGGUCUGCAGGUGGCACCAAGCCCUGUUAUGAAGAGCACACCACCCAUGCCCACCAGAGCUGCGUCUUACAAAACUGCACCAGGGAAGAUAGAGAAGAUCAAGCCUCCUCCAUCCCCCACCACAGAAGGCCCCGUCUCGCAGUCUGACCCACCGCCUGAGGAGCCUGUAGGAGCUCAGCGACCUAAGAACCUGAUGCAGACCCUCAUGGAGGAUUAUGAAACACACAAAACUAAGAGACGAGAAAGGAUGGACGACAGUGCGGUCCUCGAGGCGACCAGGGUGAACCGCAGAAAGAGUGCUCUGGCGUUGCGUUGGGAAGCCGGCAUUUAUGCCAACCGGGAGGAGGAUGAAUAACCACACUGCAGCGUGAAGACAGCGACUAGGCAUGCUGAAACCAAAAAAAGAGAAAGGAAGAAAAAAACAAACAAACACAAAAAACACCACGAAGCAGCAGCAUUUUAGUCCAAUAUUUAUUAAAUACACAACAAACUCGAUGAUGCACAUAAACAAGAAAUGAUCCAACUCCUGGCAAUCCUAAAGCAACAGGAAAAACCCACCUAGAAAAUACCCCCCUUCUCCUUCCCUCCAUCCCCCCCUCUGAAAUAAUGCAAUGGAGAGGGUGCAGGGGGUGGGAGCCCUUGAUGGGGACAAGGGGACAAUUGUCCCGACAGACCGGAGAGGCUGCAGGUGCAUGGCAGGAGGUCGGUGUGGAGGAGCCCUGUCACGCUCGUACUUCCCGCUGACCAAACUGGCAGCCCUGCCUCACCCCCGGGAUCACCGUCCCCCCAGCAGCUCCCGUCGGACCCUCCUGCAGUUCUGUCACCUCCCACAGCCGCUGCACCGAGACCAUCGGCGUUACUUCGGCGUGUUCUUAUCCAGCCACAAAACACAACGAUAUUGCCCUCUGUUGCUCUUUCUUCGAGGGGACCAAAGGGUUGGGUUUGGGGUUGGGGUUGUUUUUGGGGUGGGUGGGUUCUGCUCCCCCCUUCUAGUAAUUUAUGUGUUUAAAAGGAAGAAGCAACAAACAGGGAGGCGGUUAUUGCAAAUGUACAAUCCAGCAGACUCAGUAAAACAGUCCUUGUGUUGCAAACACAAGCCAUCACAAUUUAGGAGUGGAAUAGAUGGGGAUGAGAGCUAAGCCAAAUGGAUUACCUUAGCUUUAGGAUCCUGUAUGCUUGCAAUAUCACCUGAGCUCCAGGUUCUCAGAGCAUAUUUACAUAACAAAGUUUCUAAAUAGAAAAAUCUGUAUUUAGUGGAUGACAACUAUUUUUUGAUUAUGGGGAGGGAAAAGAAUGGCUUAUGUGUAAAAUCUAUGACAAUGGAUAAUUUGAAGUAGAAAGGUAGUGGGAAAGGGAUACAAAUAAAGGACAUAUAAUUUUUAAAUGAGGCAAUAAUUGAACUAAGCCAGACUCUGGCCUAGAAAGAGGUAUGAAAUAGAGAAAAAAGAUAGUUACGUCUUCAACUAUAUUUAUACAACAUAAAAAAGCCUUUGAAGUAGAGUGCUUUGUGGAAGUCUUCACGUUUCCAGGCAACUAAAAAAGCUAAAGGGCAUAAUGA
This is a messenger RNA of Antrostomus carolinensis (chuck-will's-widow), 3854 nucleotides long. RefSeq names its product A-kinase anchor protein 2. The coding region runs from base 105 to 2651 and encodes 848 amino acids. The transcript is spliced from 4 exons. Lineage: Eukaryota; Metazoa; Chordata; Aves; Caprimulgiformes; Caprimulgidae. The record is from RefSeq and is a predicted model, not a curated record.